AUGUAUUCUCCAUUUUUAACGUUUGUCGGCUUCUUAUUCCUCAUGCUAGUAACUUAUAAUAGUGCAACUCUUUUCCUAGAUUUUUCAUAUUUUUCUACUACAAACCAAAUUAUCAACGAACUAAGGUUUACGAACAGCACUACCGUGCUUGGUUUUGAACAUGCUUAUGUUAUUAAUCUUGAAUAUCGAGAUGAUAGACGUAAAAAAAUGAAAGCCUUAGGAGAUUACCUUGGUUUAGAUCUUGAUAUUAUCAAAGCAGUUAAUAAAUUUGAUGAUAGAGCACUUAGCAAACUUAAUAUGAGUAACUUAGAAGCUGGUCCUAAGGCUUGUUAUCUAAGUUAUUAUUCAGUCAUUGAAUCAAAUGUUAAAAAUGGUUAUAAAAAUGCAAUAAUUCUUGAAGAUGAUGUGGAUAUGGAACUUAACAUUACUGAUAUUAUGUCUGAAGUUCAUCGCAAUUUACCUAAUAAUUGGGAUAUUCUAUAUCUUGGAAGUUGUCAUGAGAAAGGCAACAAACUUAUUAAAACUAAUUUAACUAUUCAUAAAUUACAUAAAUCAAGAUAUCCAAAAUGUACACAUGCUUAUGCUGCUUCUACUAAAGGGGCUAAGAAGUUAUUAAAAAAACUUAAAAUUGGCAACACAACAGAUAAGAUUGAUAGAGAAAUACCUGCUCUUAUCGCAGCCGGAAAAAUAGUUAGUUAUUCAAUUUAUCCACAAAUUGUUGUGCAAAUUAAGGGUGCUAAUGACCUAUCAGAUGUCACUCCUGAUAGGAAAAACCAGAUAGAACUUAUCCUUUAA
Molecule: messenger RNA, 795 nt
Organism: Dentiscutata erythropus
Lineage: Eukaryota; Fungi; Glomeromycota; Glomeromycetes; Diversisporales; Gigasporaceae
Source: the annotation of a GenBank genome assembly